AUGGUUUCCAUAUUGGAAGCAAGGACAAACUGUCAGACUUUCGAGACGGAUUGUGCAGAAUUAGUGGCGAUGUUUGAGAUUAACCAGUUAAAAAAGGAAUAUCUAGUAUAUGUUGAAUGUUACUACAAUGAUGCCUUUCAAGUCAUUCAAGGGCUUCAACUCAAAACUAACCUCAAUAGAUCUGUUAUGAUGGGGUAUAAAAAGGGCAGGAAGUUUUCACUUGCAUCCAAUGGGAAUAGGAUCGUUGGGUUUCAUGGAUAUGCCGACAAAACCCUAAACUCUCUUGGAGCAUAUUUCAGUACGGCCACUACUAAUAAAUUGGAAUGCCAUGGUGAUCCUACAGGACUGCCUUGGGAUGAUGGUUGUAAUUAUGAUGGCGUAAGAAAGGUGUAUGUUGAUAAUUUAAGCGAAACUGUAUAUACUGUCAGAUUUGAGUACGAUAAUGGCGGAAAAGUGGAAAAGACUCCCUACCGACGUGAUGUUAAAAAUGAAAAGGAAUUUGUGCUUGACUAUCCAAAUGAAUUUAUCACGUCUGUGGAGGGGACCUUAGCAGCUCCGAAGAGUGCCAACGUUACAUGGAUUACGUCAUUGACAUUCAAAACAUCAAAAGGGAGAACCUCUCCAACAUAUGGAAGUGUAUCUAGUGGUAGAAAAUUUGUGCUGGAGAAGAAUGGUAGCGCUCUUGUUGGGUUCUAUGGAUAUAAUGGUGUAUGUGAUACUCUUAAUGCUCUAGGGGCAUAUUACUGCCCGUUCCCUCCUACUCCUGAUGCAGCGAAACUAGAAGCACAAGGUGGUGAUAGGGGAGCUUCUUGGGACGACGGUGGUACUUUCAACAGUGUUAACAAGAUUUACAUUGGACUAAGCAAAAACGUUAUUGACUUUGUCAAGUUUAUGUAUUUCAAAAGCGCUAGUGUGGUCAUCGGAGAUGAUCAUGGCAACAAGACCAUGCUAUCUGAUGUUCAAGAGUUCAAGCUGGAUCCGUUUGAAAAAAUUACAUCAGUGGAGGGUACUUAUGAUGAUAAAUUAGGAGGUGUAACCAUGCUUAGGUUCAAGACCGACAAAAGAGACUCUCCAUACUUUGGAUUCGGUUCAACACCAACCUUCGUGCUUCACAAGGAUAAUCACCAGAUCGUUGGGUUCCAUGGAAAAUCUAGUAACAUGCUUCAUCAACUCGGGAUCCAUGUUCUACCCAACGGUUUUAAAUUUGUUUUUUAA
This is a messenger RNA of Camelina sativa (false flax), 1215 nucleotides long. The record is from RefSeq and is a predicted model, not a curated record. NCBI's taxonomy places the organism in Eukaryota, Viridiplantae, Streptophyta, Magnoliopsida, Brassicales, Brassicaceae.